AUGGACAAAGCCAUGAGAAUUGUUUCAGUUUUCAUAUUCCUAAGCAUUGCAACCAUUACCAUUAGCUUAUGCAAUGGAAAUUUGGGUGUGCCUUGUAAACAAAAUGAGAGACAGGCACUUCUAAUGUUCAAGCAAGAUCUAAGGGAUCCUUCAAAUAGGCUUUUAUCUUGGGUUGGUGAGGGAGAUUGUUGCAAUUGGACUGGAGUUUUCUGCGAUAAUUUAACCGGUCAUGUCCGUGAGCUGCACCUUGGAAAUUAUUAUUCAGAUGAGUAUUUGAAUUACAGUUUGAAUCAAGAAAACUCUUUGGGUGGCAAGGUGACAAACACACUCCCCUCUAUGCUGGUAGAGCUGCAUAUGUCCGGUUGUGAACUCAAUCAAAUACUAGUUGCAAACAUGACAAGGCUUGAAGUUCUUAAUCACAGGUGGAACAUCUGGGGUACCAUACCUCAACGGUUAUACACUCGUAGCAAUCUUGAGUCCCUAUCCCUUUAUUUGAAUCUCUUGCGAGGUGAUAUUUCAAGUUCCGUUGGAAACUUGACAGCCAUUGUCAAUCUUGACUUGUCUGCUAAUCAACUUGAAGGGAAAAUCCCAAGCUCAUUGGGAAAUCUUUGUAAGUUGACGGUUCUUGAUCUGUCAAGGAACUAUUUCAAUGGAAGCGUAUCAGAAAUAUUGGGAAGUUUGUCAAGGUGUAGUUCAGGUCAAAUGGAGUCACUGAAGCUAUCAAUAAAUUAUUUUUCAGGUCCACUAUCCGAUCAGCUAGGAAAUUUCAGACAUUUACGCUUCCUUGCUCUUUCGAGUAAUUCAAUAUCAGUUCCAAUUCCAGAGUCCUCUUGA
Molecule: messenger RNA, 834 nt
Organism: Prunus armeniaca (apricot)
Lineage: Eukaryota; Viridiplantae; Streptophyta; Magnoliopsida; Rosales; Rosaceae
Source: the annotation of a GenBank genome assembly